This is a messenger RNA of Strongylus vulgaris, 361 nucleotides long. The record is from the annotation of a GenBank genome assembly. Lineage: Eukaryota; Metazoa; Nematoda; Chromadorea; Rhabditida; Strongylidae.
CCUACAGGUAUGAACGUUUCAGCACUAUCUUAAGAAGUUUUCUUACAAGAACACUCGGAGCCAAGACUUAUGGCAAGCUUUCACUGACAUUGGGCAAUUAUUGGGACCCGACGGACUACCUUUGGACAUCAUGGAUUUUGGAAAUCAGUGGACCAAACAGAUGGGAUUUCCGCUGGUGACUGCAAAGUAUUCGAACUCAUCGAUACUAACUAUAAAUCAAAAACGCUAUAUGAUCAGUCCAUCCAACCCAGGAAUUGAAAAAUAUUACUUUACAGGUCACAGUUAUGAAUGGGACGUGCCCAUAUGGUAUCAAGUCGGAAAAGGAAAUAUGGUCUUUAAAUGGCUGAAGAAAGGUACUUAA